Budorcas taxicolor (takin) is the source of this 2151-nucleotide messenger RNA. RefSeq names its product adhesion G protein-coupled receptor F4 (gene ADGRF4). Gene Ontology annotation, cellular component: membrane. The record is from RefSeq and is a predicted model, not a curated record. Lineage: Eukaryota; Metazoa; Chordata; Mammalia; Artiodactyla; Bovidae. The coding region runs from base 1 to 2073 and encodes 690 amino acids. The transcript is spliced from 9 exons. Gene Ontology annotation, biological process: cell surface receptor signaling pathway; G protein-coupled receptor signaling pathway. Gene Ontology annotation, molecular function: G protein-coupled receptor activity.
AUGAAGUCCCAGGCAACCACGAUUUGCUGUUUAAUAUUAUUUCUGGCCACAGAAUAUUCUCAUAGUAGAUUCCAUAUCCGCACAAAAGAUGGAGAUAAACUUCAGAGUCCUGAAAGAAAACCCAAGACUGGAAGAAUUCAAGGAAAAUGCCACGGACCUUGCAGCGCUUCUAACUGCAGCCAGCCCUGUGCUCAGCACUUUCAUGGAGAAAUAGGAUUUAUCUGUAAUGGAAACAAGUGGCAGAAAUCAACUGAAACAUGUACAAGCCUUUCUGUGGAAACACUCUUUAUGGACUCAAACAGUGCAUCACGCCUCUCUGUGGCAGCACCGUCUAUAACUCUGCACAUUCUUGACUACCAAACCCCAGAGCCCAUCAGGAGUGUAGCUCAAGGAAUCCAAAAGAAUUGCCCACUGGAUUACGCCUGCAUAAUUAAUGCUGUGAAAUCAUCAGAAGCAACGUCCGGAAAUAUUGCAUUUAUAGUGGAGUUACUAAAAAACAUUUCUACAGAUUUGUCUGAUAAUGUCACCCGAGAGAAAAUGAAGAGCUACAGCAAAGUGGCCAACCACAUCCUCAACCCCGCGGUCAUUCCAAACUGGGCUUUCAUUCCAGACAAAAAUGUCAGCUCCGAUUUGUUGCAGUCAGUGAACUGGUUUGCGAGGCAACUCCAUAUCCAAAAUGAACCUGAGCACAUUGUGGAUGAACUCUUCAUUCAGACAAAAGGGUUCCCCAUCAACAACAAGACCUCAGAGAGAAGUCUCAGUUUCUCCAUGAACUUGAACAACACAGUGGAGGGCAUCCUCGGAAUCAUAGAAAUUCCCAGGCAAGAGCUGUGGAAGCUGCCCCCAAAUGCAUCCCAAGCUGUUGGCAUAGCUUUUCCCACCCUGGGGGCGGUCCUGAAAGAAGCCCACUUGGAAAAUGCCCAUCUUCCCAGGCCGGUAAAUGGACUGGUCCUUUCAGUGAUUUUACCAGAAAAAUUGGAGCAAAUCUUAUUCACCUUUGAGAAGAUGAACAAAUCACAGAAUGCCAGGGCCCAGUGUGUUGGCUGGCACUCCAGGAAAAGGAGGUGGGAUGAGAAUGUCUGUGAAACAACGCUAGACACCAUGAACAGAGUUAAAUGCCGGUGUAACUACACCAACGUGAUGAUGUCUUUUUCCAUCCUCAUGUCCCCCAUAUCUGUGGACAACAAAGUCCUGGACUACAUCACCUGCAUUGGGCUCAGCGUCUCCAUCCUCAGCUUGAUUCUUUGCCUGAUGAUUGAAGCCACCGUCUGGUCCCGGGUGGUCAUGACGGACAUAUCAUAUAUGCGACAUGUAUGCAUUGUGAAUAUAGCUGUGUCGCUCUUGACUGCCAAUGUGUGGUUCAUCUUAGGCUCCAACUUUAACAAAAAGGCCCAGGACUACAACUGGUGUGUUGCGGUGACAUUUUUUAGCCACUUUUUCUACCUCUGUCUGUUUUUCUGGAUGCUCUUCAAAGCCCUGCUCAUCAUCUAUGGACUGCUGGUGGUUUUCCGGAGGAUGAUGAGGUCCCGCAUGAUGGCCAUUGGCUUUGCCGUUGGCUAUGGGUGCCCGUUAGUCAUUGCUGCCACCACUGUGGCUAUCACAGUGCCAGGGAAAGGUUACGUGAGACGUGGUGCCUGUUGGCUUAACUGGGAUGACACCAAAGCCCUUCUAGCCUUUGCCAUCCCAGCCUUGGUCAUCGUGGCUGUGAAUCUUGUUGUGGUUUUGAUUGUGGCUGUCAACACUCAGAGGCCCUCUAUUGGCAGUUCCAAGUCUCAAGAUGUGGCCAUAAUCCUGAGGAUCAGCAAAAAUGUCGCCAUCCUCACCCCACUAUUGGGACUGACCUGGGGUUUUGGAAUAGCUACACUCAUAGAAGGCACUUCCUUGAUAUUCCACAUAAUCUUUGCCCUGCUCAAUGCUUUCCAGGGGUUCUUCAUCUUGCUGUUUGGAACCAUUAUGGACCACAAGAUACGAGAUGCUUUGAGGAUGAGGAUGUCUUCACUGAAGGGGCAGUCGAGGGUAGCAGAGAAUGCAUCGUUAGGCCCCACCUAUGGAUCUAAAUUAAUGAAUCGUUGAGGAGAAGACGUUGCUCCAUGCUUCAUGGAAGUCCUGGGUCCUGGCUGGAGAGUUGAACUCCUGCAGGAGGCUGGAAGG